AUGAGAGGCAAAUGUCCCCGCAGAAAGGUGAAGAAGAGAAUAUUAUCUCACAAAUCUGAUCGCAGUACGAGAUUACCGAUCAAAGGUGAUGACACGGUGUUCCUCCCCGAUGAACUUGUCACUGAAGUUCUUUCAUUUUCUGAUGUUAAAUUCCUUAUGCAAAUGAGGUGUGUAUGCAAAUCUAUAAUUUCCGAUCCUAUCUUUGUGAAACUCCACCUUAAGCGAUCCGCAAGAAACCCUCACUUGACACUGUAUUUUGAAAGAUCCAUUCUUUCUAGGGAUUUUGGUGCUUUACCGUUCCCCGUUAGUUGUUUAAUAAUAGAGAACCCGUCGAUCUCCCUUCCUAGUGAUCCUCGUUAUAGUUUAAAGGAUAACGACUAUGAAUAUGUUGUUGGUUCUUGCAAUGGGUUGCUUUGUUUGCUUGGUUAUAAGUCAGGUGGUGGAAAGAUGUGGUUCCGUUUGUUGAACCCUGCCAUGCAUAAAAUGUCCCCGAAGUUAGGCUAUUUUCGGGGAGGUCUUAUAAGUUUAAAGUACAAGUUUAAGUUUGCAUUUGGUUAUGAUAAUUCAUCAGAGACUUAUAAGGUUGUGAUGUUAGGUUUGGAUAACGUUCAAAAUAUAACUAGUGCGCAGGUUUUAAAUUUGCGUGAUGAUGUUUGGAAACCUAUUCAAAAUUUUCCUGCGGUUCUUCUUCCUUUUUGGCAUACACAUCCUGGUGUGAAUGAUGGUGUUUAUCUGAAUGGCACUUUUAAUUGGUUGGCACUUCGGAGUGAAUUCCGUCCUCAUCUUUAUGAUUGGAAGAACACUGAUGUUAAGGACUUUGUGAUUGUUUCAUUUGAUCUAGGAACAGAGACAUACACACAGCCAAUGCCUCCGUGUGGUUUUGAUGAAAUGUCACCUGUUGAGCCAUCAAUAUGUAUAUUGAUGGACUGUCUUUGCUUUUCUAAUGACUAUAAGAAAACUGAUUUUGUUAUAUGGAAGAUGGAAGAAUUUGGAGUUGAAGAGUCUUGGACUCAACUCAUUAAAGUUAGCUAUGAAAAUCUUCAGAGUAUACGUCGUGGCUCUGUUGACUUGGUACUUUCUAGGAAUAUACGUGAGUUGAAUUUAGCUAAGCCUCAUAAUUAA
Medicago truncatula (barrel medic) is the source of this 1122-nucleotide messenger RNA. Its product is annotated as F-box/kelch-repeat protein At3g23880. Gene Ontology annotation, molecular function: protein binding. The transcript has a single exon. The record is from RefSeq and is a predicted model, not a curated record. Bases 1 to 1122 code for a protein of 373 amino acids. Lineage: Eukaryota; Viridiplantae; Streptophyta; Magnoliopsida; Fabales; Fabaceae.